AUGACAUUGGACGGUGACACCAGGACAUUGGACGGUGACAUCAGGACAUUGGACGGUGACACCAGGACAUUGGACGGUCAUACCAGGACAUUGGACAGUCAUACCAGGACAUUGGACAGUGACACCAGGACAUUGGACAGUCAUACCAGGACAUUGGACAGUGACACCAGGACAUUGGACAGUGACACCAGGACAUUGGAUAGUCAUACCAGGACAUUGGACAGUGACACCAGGACAUUGGACAGUCAUACCAGGACAUUGGACAGUCAUACCAGGACAUUGGACAGUGACACCAGGACAUUGGACAGUCAUACCAGGACAUUGGACAGUCAUACCAGGACAUUGGACAGUGACACCAGGACAUUGGACAGUGACACCAGGACAUUGGAUAGUCAUACCAGGACAUUGGACAGUGACACCAGGACAUUGGACAGUGACACCAGGACAUUGGAAAGUCAUACCAGGACAUUGGACAGUGACACCAGGACAUUGGACAGUCAUACCAGGACAUUGGACAGUCAUUCCAGGACAUUGGACAGUGACACCAGGACAUUGGACGGUGACACCAGGACAUUGGACGGUGACACCAGGACAUUGGAUAGUCAUACCAGGACAUUGGACAGUCUCACCAAGACAUUGGACAGUCUCGUGAUAAAAAAAGAUUCGCAUAGCGGAUUCUCACAAAAGUUUGCAAGCAAUGAUUUUUGCAUAUCACAAUGA
Messenger RNA from Pecten maximus, 720 nucleotides. Its product is annotated as protein starmaker-like. The record is from RefSeq and is a predicted model, not a curated record. The transcript has a single exon. NCBI's taxonomy places the organism in Eukaryota, Metazoa, Mollusca, Bivalvia, Pectinida, Pectinidae. The coding region runs from base 1 to 720 and encodes 239 amino acids.